This is a messenger RNA of Notolabrus celidotus (New Zealand spotty), 1243 nucleotides long. RefSeq names its product arylamine N-acetyltransferase 2-like. The record is from RefSeq and is a predicted model, not a curated record. The transcript has a single exon. The coding region runs from base 181 to 1023 and encodes 280 amino acids. NCBI's taxonomy places the organism in Eukaryota, Metazoa, Chordata, Actinopteri, Labriformes, Labridae. Gene Ontology annotation, molecular function: acetyltransferase activity.
CAACACCAGGAAGAAAACUAUAAAGGGAAGACUGCAUGUUUUCUUUUACACCGUGUGUGACUAAUGAUCGACUUGACCGAGGGUUGGCUCAGCAGGAACCGUGAGUCGUAACAAACCGGGAAGUUUACGCACAAAGCGAGAGUAGUUCCGUCUUGUUCAGGGAAGUUGACCUCCUCUGAGAUGGAUGUGAACACAUAUCUGACUCGCAUUGGGUUUUCCGGCCCAGCAGAGCCCACCCUGGACGUGCUGCGCUCCGUGCACCUCUGUCACCAGCUGACGGUCCCGUUUGAGAACCUCACGGCGCACAGCGGGGGGCGAGUCCAGCUCCAGCUCCCUCUUCUGUACGACAAGAUAGUGACUCAGCGGAGAGGAGGGUUCUGCUUUGAGAACAACGGACUGUUCUCCUGGCUUCUGGGCCAACUGGGCUUCAAGGUGACGAUGCUCUCAGGGCAGGUGAGGAGUCUGAAGACGGGGUACUACGGACCACCUUUGGACCAUUUGAUCCUUGUGGUGAGCUUGGAUGGGAAGCGCUGGCUCUGCGACGUCGGGUUCGGCACCCCCGGCUUCAGUACCCCCCUUUCACUGGAGACAAGUGACUCCCAGGAGCUGGGCCACAGAGUGUACCGGAUCAGAGAGGCCGAGGGGAUGCACUUCUUGGAGUGGCAGCGUGAGGAGAAUAGAGGACUGGAUGGAGAGUGGACCGAGAUCUACAAGUUCACGCUUGAACCUCGGUGUCUGGAGGACUUUGCAGAGAUGUGCGAGUACCACCAAGACUCUCCUUGCUCCAUCUUCUUCUGCAAGACCGUCUGCAUGGUUCUGAAGCCUGGAGGAAGGCUUACCUACAUCGGCCGCAGACUGAUCAGCGCCACUUUCCCAACUCAGUCUAAAGGGUUUGAAACCACAACCAGGGAACUUAGAGAUGAGGAGAUCCCAGAGGUUCUCUCAGAGGAGUUUGGAAUUGUGCUAAAAUCUCCUCUCGUACCCAAGGAUGAAGCCAUCACACCACCACCUGUUAUGUACUAGUGAUUCCAGGAUGUAUCGCCCUGACAUGUGCGAUAAUAUCGAAUCGUCUGCACCAAAGAUGCUUUUAUUUUGAAAAACACUCAUUUCCAUUCAAAUUUCUCUCACAGUGCUACUCCUCAGUGAUCCCCAUGGUGGCGCUAAUUACACUAAUCCUGCACUUUACCUUAAGGGCAUUAAUCCAUUUCUCAGAUAUGUUUCAUUAUAUGUUUGUCUUGCAGAA